UUGAGGCAGACCUUGCCAGCAGAAGGUGCUCUUUGACACAUCGGUCUAGCGCAAAUGUUUAGAUAAUUUUCAUUCGCUUUUUUCCUCCGGAAAAUCCACCUCAAAGCAAACCCGUUUUCUUUACUGUUUGCCGACGAUUCUCAUCACACUAGCUGAGUGGGAAAACGCUGCGAUGCAAAGUUAGUGCCGCUUUAGUAGAAGGCAACUGCUGUGUUAGUGAGUGCUGUGAAUACACGACGCCUGUAAAAAAAGAAGCACCGUCCCACCACCCCCGGGGGGGAACAUCACAUACACACGCAGAACGCUGCCUUUGGAUGCUGUUCAGGAAAAGUCAGUGAAAAGAUAGCCCAAAUGUAUCAUUGCUAGGUGCGGAAAAUGUAAUGUGGCCGUGGUGUGCUUUAGAAAGAAGUGUGAAAUCUCAAGUAGAAAACAAAAAAGUUUGUGCGAACUGGUGCGAGCAAGCUGUGAUUGUCACAAUAUUGUAGCCCCAUACGGCAGAGAAAAGCAGCUGCUGCAGCAUCCUUCACUCUGCUCUGCCAGCAGGACAUUCUUUGCGCUUGCAUCGGAUCGAAGCUAGAGUUGGCACCGUGCUAAAAGACACAAGCGACACAACCCCAGCGAUCUAGUGUGCCGUCGUAAUCUGUGCGCGCGUAUGUCAUACACAGUCAGUCACGUGCAGUCAUUCGGCUCCACCGUACCUAUUGUGUACGAUUGAACGCGGCUGAUAGUGUCGAACAUUGGAACUGAUUGGCUUGAAACCAUCGCCAGACAACGCCGGAAAGUAUUGUAACGCCACGAACAAAAACUACACGCCACCAUGCAUGGACAUAUGCCCCCACAGCAGCAUCCGGGGAUGCACCCUGCACAUCAACCACCGCCACAUCUAACGCAUUUAACCAGCCUGCCACCCCACAGUAUGCAGCGCGACCAUCCUGCUAAUAGGCUGAACAACGCUCGGCAUCAUCAUCCGCGCGGGGUCGACCAUCAGGCAGCCGGCAUGGCACCGCACCUAUCGAUGCAGGUACCGCCGCCGCCGCCGCAUCAGCCGCCGCACCAGUCACAGAACGGCCGCAAGCCGCCGGGCCCGUCCUACUACAACCUGCCGGCCGGUAUGCCCAAGUCGAUGCCGCUGAGUACGCCCCAUCUGCACCCAUCGCCGCCCGGGUUGGGUGUGGGACCGCAGCCACCACAGGCACUGCCACCGCCGCCGCACCAGCAGCAUAUGGGGUCGAUUUCGCUUCCCCCGGUGGUGGGCGGUAAUCAUCCGCCCGGACCGGGCGGAAAGCUUUCGUACGGUAUGGGAGGUGGUGGUGGUGGUGGUGCAGGUGGAAGUGCUGGCGGUGCGCAGGUUUCGAUGCACCAUUCGGUGACGAUGCAGCAGGCACCACCACCGAUACCGGUCGUCUCGGCAGCAACGCCGGCCGGCACAAAGACGCGCCACAUCCCAUCGAGCACGGACCAUAAAGUCCAUCACCAUAGCCACAAUGUGUUGCAAUCGAAUGGAAACUGUGGUCCCGGCUCGAAGGCGAUUGUGAACCAUCAUCAGACGAACCAGUCGGGAGCGACGAUGGACAAGAUGAAGGGCUCGAGUGGCAAUGUAUCCAGUGCAGGCAAUCGGCACCAUCACAACCAUCAUCAGCAUCAGCAACAGCACCAACAGCAGCAGCAUCAACCACAGCAACAGCAGCAGCAGCAGCAGCAACAACAACCACAACAGCAACCGUCGAUCGUCUCGAAGCCCAAUGAUGCUCCACUACAGAAGGACGCGUCUGCGGUAAUAGCAGUGACCGGCAGUGCCUCCAGCACGGCACCGUCCGUAGCGCCGGCGGGUGCGAACCAGGCCGAGACGGCCGCUAGCACCGCUGCUACUACCGCAGCGAACGGUGGAGCAUCAUCGGAGCCGACGGCCGGGCAGCAACCACAGUCGCCGACCGACUCGAUAGAAGCCUUGGCAAACAUUAAAGAGAAAACGACCAUGUGUUUAGUGAACGAGCUGGCGCGGUACAACAAAAUCCAGCACCAGUACCGGCUGACGGGCGAGUCCGGGCCGGCCCACAAGAAGCACUUCACCGUGAUGCUGAAGCUCGGCGACGAGGAGUACACGGCCGAGGGCGCCAGCAUCAAGAAGGCCCAGCACAAGGCGGCGGGCGAUGCGAUCGCGGCGACCAAGUACAAGCAUCCGCCGGCCCGGACGAACCGUCGCACGAAAACCGGCACCAAGGGCAACGUGAGCAGCUUCACGCCGACGGUGGAGCUGAACGCGCUGGCCAUGAAGCGGGGCGAACCGACGGUCUACACGGUGAAGGCAGUGCCGGUACCGGCGUCCAAGUACGGUGGGCCGGCGAACGGCGGUGCAGGGGGAACGACCGUCCCGCCACCGGCCGUGGCCGGCGGUGGGCGACGUCCGGUGGAAGAGAAGCUUGCACCGGGCGUUGCCCACCCGUACGGUGGGGCGGGACGGUACAGUGACAAUGCCUGGGGCCGAGCGGCUGGACCGGCGGGCGUUGCUGGAGCUGGUGUUGGCGGACGUGGAGGUAUGGGUGGAUUUCAUCCGGGACACCAGCAGCAACAGCAACACCACCACCACCAUGGUCAUCAUCCGCGCGAUGAUCAUGCGAAUCGUCACCAUGCGCCUCACAGCUAUCAUCACGGCGACGGCUACGGACACCAUCACGGGCCGGCGGUGCCCGUGCCAGCGGUGCAGGAGUUCUACAAAGCCACCCUGCGCGUGGGCGAGCGAACGUUCCUCGGGGAGGGUCAUACACCGCAGGCCGCCCGGCACGAUGCAGCCGCCCGUGCGCUGGAAGUGCUGAAACCGCUCACCAUGGAGGGUGCCGAGGGCAAGGCCAAGGCCGGUGAUGCGUCCGCCAACGGUGAUGCCGCCUCAUCGAGCGACGGAACGUCGGUGGACGGGCUCGACCCGAACGCGGAACUCAAGUCACCGAUCUCGCUGGUGCACGAGAUAGCCGUGCAGCGCAGCCUGUCGGUCGUGUUUGAAGUGAUCAGUGAAAAGGGCCCCCCGCACAUGACCGUGUUUGUGACGCAGUGCAAGGUGGGCACGAUCGUGACCGAGGGUGAGGGCACCGGUAAAAAACUGUCCAAAAAGCGGGCCGCCGAAAAGAUGCUGGAGGAGCUGCGCAAACUCCAGAAGGCGGAACAGCAGCUAAACCCCUCUCCCUGGGGCGAAGGUAGCCCCGGUGGACAGGGCGGUGAGAAGCGGAAAUCCAACGCCAAAGCGGCACCGUCCGCCACGGCGGAUGGCGCGACGGCGAAGAAAAAGGCGCGCAAUCUGAUCAAGGAAAAGUCGGUCGCGGACGUGGCGGAGAAGGAAAAUCCCAUCUCGCGGCUGAUGCAGAUCCAGCAGGCCCGCAAAGAGAAGCAGCCCGUCUACACGCUGAUGGAGAACGAUCGGCCGGCGGUCGGGCGGCGUCGGCAGUUUACGAUCGAGGUAAGUGCCGGCGGACGGCAGGCGACCGGCGUCGGCAUGACGAAAAAAGCCGCCAAAUGGAACGCGGCCGAAGCGUUGCUGAUCGAGCUGGGCUUCACGCCGUCGGAAGCGAAGGCGGGAGCUCCUUCGGGCGGUGACGGCGCGUCGGCUAACAAGGAAAACCAGUCCGGCGCGGCAAACGAUUCGUCUCCUACCGGGGGCAAGCGGUCGCGCAAGGUGAGGUUCCAGGAGGAUCCAGGCAAUAGUGUGCCGACGGCGACGCACAUUACGCCCGCUGUCACGGUUGCAAAUGGUGCAAAUCAAGUGAAAGCUGAAUCGACAAACGAUUCGAUGAACGACAGUAUUGCGUCUAACGACAGCAUGGGAACGAACAGCUCCGGAGUGUCGAGCACAUCAUCGGUGGCACCGAAAGCCGAUAUUGGUGCCAAGAAGGAGCAGCUGCUGUACCUAGCGCAGCUGCUGAAGUUUGAAGUUCAAUUUUCCGACUUCCCCAAGGGCAAUCACGGCGAGUAUCUGACGCUAGUGAUACUGUCCACGGAACCGCCCCAGCUUUGUCACGGCAGCGGCGCCAGUCUGCAAGAGUCGCACGACGAAGCGGCACGCGGAGCGCUGGAAAUUCUGUCCAAGAUCGGAUUGCACAACGUGAAACCCAAAGCACCGGCGGGGAGCGCACCGGACGAUACUGCCGCCACAACAGCCUAAGUAGGAGCGCCUGUGUUGUGCGGCGCCAAUUGUGAGUACGACGGGACAUCCGACCAUAACAGUACCGAUGGAGCACAGACAGACAGAGGGGGAGAAAACAAGGCUGGUCAGUGUAUAUGUAACCGUGUGAUCAUCGUUAUCAAUGUUAACACUAAACGCAACCGGAUUGCAACGAGCGAAGGGAAAUGAGGGGGAAAAAGGCUAAACAAACGGAAAUCGAAAAAGGAAGCAGCAUUUACCCCAGUGCAAAGAAGAAAGGGAAACAUUUGCCUCGGAUAACAGCAACGAUUUUGAAGUGCAUGAUGAGCGGCCAGGAACGGAAGCCAACGUUCCUGCCGCCGAUGCAGCUUAGCAUGUUUUCAAUUUUCUAGUUUCUUUUUGUUUAUUUGUUACGUUUUGUUUUGUGAUUAUUUUUUUUUCUUCUGUGCAAACAUUUGCUAUUUAGAGCGAUGCAGGAGAGAAAAGGUCGCACAGAGUGCUGCAAGCUUUUUUGCUAUCCAUUCCGGAGGGUUGCCCGGAAGAAGGCAAGGGAGAGUUGUGGAAUGGGAAAGUGUAGCUUUCUGUUCGUACAUGAUUUCGAUACGGUUUGAUUUGGUUUUUCUACUAUGAUUGCCAACAUCUUACUUUAAACAAACAACUCCUCCUGCUUGUGGGAAGCAUUUUUCUGUUUUAAACAAAGCUGCAGUACUGUGUGCGAUGAAUUGUUUUGCAAAAGUAGGAGUGGGAGAAAGCGAGUAAGUGUCUCAAUGCGUGUGAGUGUGAUCAAAGCUACGGCACCCCUGUCAUUGGCGUCUUUCGUGCGGGGACGUAGCGAUGAGAGACGAUCAAGCAGAAUUGAUUACCAUUUACCUAAGUGCAGAGUUUGAAGCGAGAGAAACACACGAAAAGAGCGAACGAACGACCGGGCGGAAGUGAAACAAAACCCAGUAGUAAGCAGCAAAAUGUGAAAAGUUAGGACGUGUAUGAAGGUUCUUGAAUCAGUAACAGUAUAGCGUUAGGCGAGGAGACGGGAGAACGAAUUGAGCGGCGGGAUAGUGUCGCAUGAACGCAGCAGUGGCUUUCCAGGGAGGGCGAUGUUGCAUCCAGGGAAGCAACUUAGAGUAGAGAACAUUUUCAUCGUACAGUUUGAUUCUUGAACGCUGACUGUAGGGCGUACGCUAAACAAAUGGGCGGACAUCGCUAGUCAGCGGAUCAAUGAUUAUUACUUACGAAAUUCCCCUUAAUCGAUGGAUGUGUCGCACAGAGAGGGAGAGAGAGAGCGUGUGUGUAGUAGUACUAUUCGUAGUUUGUGUAUUUCAUUUGAUAACCUUCAUCAUUCUGCUUUUCAAUGUGCACGCGGGCGUGGUAGCGCCACACGGACGCCGCACGGUCGAGGAUGUGGCCGCCCGAGCUCAUCCGUUCCGGGUGUGUGUGCCGGCCGUGGUUGCACCACCACACACGUAGAGGAAUGCAGUAAAAUCCCGAAUAUUACAUAUAUGUGAAAGAAAAGAGCGCCCGGUUCGGAGAGGCGAUCGAGAUUUUACUAGAUUCUGACGCGUACUGCGUAGCGUUCGUGUUCAAUAUUAACUGUGCCGCUUGACUGGGUGGAAAGGAAGGGGGUAGGGGUAUCAGGUCGGUCGAUAUUGAGCGCAAACGUGCUUAAUAACAAAGGUGUGUGUGUGCAUAUAUCUUGUGCAACUUAGCAUAGAGCGCAAGCAUUCUGCUGCAACCGUGGAUCUCUUUGCGCUGAUCCGUUGGGAUAUCGCAAGCGAUCUCCGCGUCGUCGGAAUGCAAGCGACCUCAUGCAUCGUUGCCGUGCACCACCCUUAUAAACUUAAGUGUGUUUCUGCUAGUGUUCGUAUACAAGUAUCUGUAACUGUAAGAAAUAAUGUAUUUUUUCGCUAUUCAACCGCAAUUACGCAGUGCAUCCAACUGUUAUUACAAACAAACCACAUUAAAAACAAUAGCAACAACCGUAACCACAACAACAACUCCCUUGAAAUCAAACAGAGCUGAAGGGAUCAUUUUUACCUUGCAUACACACACACACACAACAACAAAUCCAAUAGACCUCUUACUCUUAAAGUACUAACAGGAGACAGCAACAGGAGCAAGUACUGUUCGAAUUUGCACCUAAGUUUGCACCAAACAAGCGAAAACCACGAUAUGAUGAGCAUCCAAAAAAUACAUUUUUUCCAGUCUAUGAACGAAAACGAAUGAUCACGAAGCCGCCCCCGAUAGGAGAAGAAGAACUAUGGCUAUGGAAACACAUUUUAUUUAUGUUCGCCUUUCGGAGGAGCGGAACGGAACUAAACGGAACGGCAGCAUCCAAUAUGGACUGCACUAGAAUUUAAAUACAUCACUAUUAAGAAAGGCGGCAACAGAAAAGAAGAAACAGAAGAAGAAGAAAAAAACUCCGAUUAGGCAUAUGGUAAUUAAUGUUGGCACGAAACGAUGGAAACUGGAAACAGGCCUGCGCAAGAAAAAACGAUGUUUAUUUGAGUGCAAACGGAACGUUUUGUUGAUCGUUCUUGGGUGUGUGUGUGUGUGUGUUAGAAUGUCGUAUUUCAUCUAACGUCACUUUAACCAUGUGGAUCAGUUAGUAGUGGAAACGAUGAUUCGGUGUUGAAAUGCGAUGCAGUAAAAGCGCGCCACGUUUCAAAACUCAAAUGCUCGAGGUCACACGCACGUGCAGCUGUUGCCCGGGGGCAUCUCAUUGUGGAAUGAAUUUCAUGUUGUCCUGUAUUUAUUUUAUGUUUUAUAUGCAUUUCAUCUACCGACCGAAACCGCUCGCGGACGGUUCAUUACAAACAUCCACUGAUUUGUGUAUUUAUUGUGCAAUGCCCUUGUGCGCAUUUGAACAUUUUGUACGAGGGAGUCGCUUGGUCGCCGAAUUUCGCACCGAAAGCAGCGAAACCCCCAUCAAACCAAGAACGAUCGAUCGAAGUGUGGCUUGUUGGCAAUUUGAAAGCAUCAUUUUCAAAACUAAAA
Messenger RNA from Anopheles merus, 7120 nucleotides. Its product is annotated as double-stranded RNA-binding protein Staufen homolog. NCBI's taxonomy places the organism in Eukaryota, Metazoa, Arthropoda, Insecta, Diptera, Culicidae. Bases 818 to 4150 code for a protein of 1110 amino acids. The transcript is spliced from 6 exons. The record is from RefSeq and is a predicted model, not a curated record.